AUGGCCGAUGAUUAUUGUGAAAUCAGUGAAGAUGACAUUAAAGCAGCAAGACAAAUUGAAGAAGCACUUGAGAAUGAGAGCUUGACCUCAGCUGCAGGCAAGAUUCAAGAGUAUUUGAAGAAGAUUAGUGAUGUGCAGCUGAAUAUUGCUAUCACAGGGGAAUCUGGCUCUGGUAAAUCCACCUUCAUCAAUGUGCUCAGGGGCCUAGGGGAUGAAGAGGAAUUCUCUGCUCCAACUGGUGUGGUGGAGACCACUCUGAAGGCAACGCAUUACCAACACCCAAAACAUCAAAAUGUAAAAUUGUGGGAUCUUCCUGGUAUCGGCACCACAAAUUUCAAACCUGAGACAUACCUUCAGCAAGUUGGAUUUGAUUGCUAUGAUUUCUUCAUCAUAGUCUCGUCAGACCGUUUCAGAGUCAAUGAUGUUAACCUGGCCAAGAUGAUCCAGGAAAUGAAGAAGAGUUUCUACUUUGUACGCUCUAAGAUCGAUAGCAACAUAGAUGCAGAAAAAAAAAGGAAGAAGAAUUUUAACCAGGAUGAGACACUUCAAAAUAUCAGACAGAACUGUGUUGAAGGACUUCGAGAUCAUGGUCAGGGGUUUCCUCAGGUCUUCCUCAUCUCCAGUUUUGAGCUACAUCUCUAUGAUUUCCCCAAUCUGGUGGAGACGAUGGAGAAGGAACUUCCUGAUCACAAGAGGCGUGUCCUGCUGCUAUCCAUUCCCAACAUGAGCCUGAAAAUCAACCAGAGGAAGAAAGAGAAUCUCCAAGCCAACAUAUGGAGAUCAGCUCUUGUAUCUGCCUGUAUGGCAGUAAUACCAAUUCCAGGUCUCUCUUUUAGUGUAGAUAUAACCAUCUUGAUAAGAGAGAUCAGAAUGUACUAUCAGGCUUUUGGUCUUGAUAAUGAGUCUCUGAAGAGCCUUGCUGAUAGAACAAAUGUGCCAGUGGAGGAGCUGAAAGCAAUCCUCAAGUCCCCUCUGAACAAGGAGAUAUCCCAAGACAUGGUUAUCAAAAUGCUGACCAAAACAACUGGGGCAACAUUGAUGCUGGUUGAGUACUUAUUGAGUACCAUUCCAGUCUUUGGCUCCACAGCUGCAUGUGGCAUUUCAUAUGGCACCACCUACUACAUGCUGAACAACUGUCUGAAUGAGCUGGCCGAAGAUGCACAAAAUGUACUGAUGAAGGCACUGAAGGUCGAUGAGUGAGAUAAUGUCAAAGAUAGUUUUUGGAUUGUGUUUAUCACAAUCGAGGGAUGUGUUUUCAUAAGUGCCUUUAUGUUGCCCAAAAAUAUACAUUAAAUACUAUGCUUCUUAUUGCUUAUUCAUACAAAUUUAAUCUCUAUAACCUACUGUAUGAAAUCUAUUAUUUUAGUUUGAAAGGAUUCUAUAAACACCAUGACAGUCAAAUCUGAAGUUUUGAGACUAUUGCAUAAUCAUUAAAUAUUUUUGCUUCUGGAUUUGAAAAUAAUACUAGUUAAGAUUUAAUCAAUAUUACUUGCCUGAAAUGUAAAGGUUGUGGUUUACAAAGGAUUAUAUACUCUUACAAUAUUCUUAUGUUAUUAAAAUGUUAUUCAUGUUUUUACAUCAGAAGAAGGGAGAAAUAACAGAGUAUAUCUGUUUAAUGUUAAUGAU
Coregonus clupeaformis (lake whitefish) is the source of this 1626-nucleotide messenger RNA. RefSeq names its product interferon-inducible GTPase 5-like. Gene Ontology annotation, molecular function: GTP binding. The transcript has 2 exons. NCBI's taxonomy places the organism in Eukaryota, Metazoa, Chordata, Actinopteri, Salmoniformes, Salmonidae. Bases 1 to 1200 code for a protein of 399 amino acids. The record is from RefSeq and is a predicted model, not a curated record. Gene Ontology annotation, cellular component: membrane.